This is a messenger RNA of Hypanus sabinus (Atlantic stingray), 889 nucleotides long. Its product is annotated as NACHT, LRR and PYD domains-containing protein 3-like. The record is from RefSeq and is a predicted model, not a curated record. Gene Ontology annotation, molecular function: protein binding. The coding region runs from base 108 to 770 and encodes 220 amino acids. The transcript is spliced from 5 exons. Lineage: Eukaryota; Metazoa; Chordata; Chondrichthyes; Myliobatiformes; Dasyatidae. Gene Ontology annotation, cellular component: cytoplasm.
CUGGUAAAAGGAGCCUCCUGAACACAUUGCACUACCUGUUUGAGUCUCAGAAUCGUGGGCUGGCUCAGGCCACACUGGGAUCUGUGGAAAAACUUUCAUUCAGUGAAAUGACACUGACCCCGAUUGACUGCGCGGUCCUGUCUAAUGCCAUCGGACUCUGUGAUACCAUAAAACACCUCAACAUCGGAAACUGCCACAUUCAGUGUGAAGGAAUCCAGCGGCUGGGACCCGGGCUGCACAAGUGCCAGGAGUUGAGACUGAGUUUUAAUAAACUGGGAGAUUCAGGAGUGAAACUGGUAUCUGCGGCUCUGAGGAACCCGGAGUGUAAAAUACAGAGUCUAAUGCUGUGGGAUGUCGGUCUCAUGGAUUCUGCUGCCGAGGAUCUCGCCUCCGCUCUCAGUACAAGCCCAUCACUGACGGAGCUGGACCUGGGUGAAAAUAAACUGGGAGAUUCAGGAGUGAGACUGAUGUCUGCGGCUCUGAGGAACCCGGAGUGUAAAAUACAGAAACUGUGGCUCACCAAGGUCGGUCUCACAGAUUCUGGUGCCGAGAAUUUCGUCUCCGCUCUCAGUACAAACCCAUCACUGACGGGGCUGGACUUGAGGUGGAACUCGCUGACAGACCGAUCUGUCCCCGCUCUCCGCCGCCUCAUACUGACCCUCCCGAGUCUGGAGUGGAUCUGGCUGUGGGGGAAUCCGUUCAGUGAGACCGGAGAGGAGGAACUGAGUUCUCUGCAGGAACCCAGACCUGGACUGACAGUGAUUCUGUGAACAUCUGAAUGUGUGAACAUCCCCGCCAGCGGGGUGGGGACAUUUUUGCCGAUUCCCCGCCCUCCCCUUUAACCCCCGCUUUAACUUUCGCCCUUACCUUGAAUAGCCGCGCCCCAGGU